Messenger RNA from Porites evermanni, 1950 nucleotides. The record is from the annotation of a GenBank genome assembly. NCBI's taxonomy places the organism in Eukaryota, Metazoa, Cnidaria, Anthozoa, Scleractinia, Poritidae.
AUGGCGACAGAGUACCAGUUCCAAAGGACAAGACCUCGGGUUCCCAUCAGUGCCAUGUUUAGCGGCCCUGGCGCGGCAAGAUAUUUCUUGCCAAACUGCACAGGUUUUGUUGGUCACGAUUUCUCGAAACUUAAAGCUCCCGCUUAUUCCUUUGGUACGAAGAACAAAGACAAUUUAAGGGCAUCCACAACACCCGGACCUGCCGCAUACUCUUUGGAGAAGGGUUUAACUCGGAACGGUACAGAUGGCUCUGAGAAGUACAGUUUAUCGGGACGCACUAAAUUAGGCGGAUCUUUCCAAACGCCGGCGCCUUGUAAGUACAUUUUAUGCUUUUAUCGUAGUUGAUGCUUUUAGCUGUGUAAAUUUUGCCGGGUAUAGUGUAAUUUGUGUAUAUUUUAGGACAAUAGUAAUCUCCAGUUCAGUAUAAUAUCAAUCGCGUCCUUGGAUACCACACGUGUAUCUGAAAAAUACCGUAACAUUUAUGUUACAAAGUAACUUCCGUGAAAACAUGCGUUUGAUUGUAAUUAUAACCUGUCAACAGAUUUAACCGUCUUUACAUGAAGGGAAAGCACCCGAAUAUGUUGCCUGGUCUUACUCACUGAGUUUUCUUCCCCUAUUGAAAAAAGAGUGUUAGGCAGUCUAUAAAAAUUGUAAUGUUAUAAUAAUCAACGAGAAUAGCCACAACAAGAAUAUCAAAACAGCAAUAGGUUUAUGAGCAAAUAGUUCUGAACAUACAUCACAUUUUUUAAUUCUUAGCCUGUCACUGUUUGUAAUGGCAUGAAAUGUUUGACUGUAGUCUCUUGUUGAAAAGACAUAAACGCAGUAUUCUAUGAUAUGUUUGUGUGCAUCCGUUGCAUGAUACAGUCUUACCUCUCCAUACGGACACCUCUGUAACACAGAUACCUCUCUAUUACGGACAGUUCGUUUGGUCCCAGAAAUGCCAAAAAUCAUACAUUACCUACCUCUAUAAUACGGACACCUCUGUAGAGCGGACACUUGGUUCUGUCCAUUUGGUGUUCGUAUUAAAGAGGUUUGACUGUAUAUGAUUCAAGGAAAGUACAUGUUGUCUAGGCAUCCAGAAUACUCUCUUCUGGUCUCAGGUAUUUGCUGAUUGAUUGAUUACUGACUGGUAAUCAAAAAUCGUAAGAAAAUAAAUUGUUCUAAAGAUAAACUGAUCUGAGAAAAUGUUUAAUGGGCUUGAGUUAGUUGGUCUGUCUGGAUUAUGAGCUCUUGGUAUAAUAAUAUUACACUAUUGCAAUGCACUGACCGCAUUGUGAUGUUGAAGCUCUUCAACAUCGUACAAUAGUAUAGGAAAUCUGUCUUUUUCUUUUUAAAGUUUCCUUUUUAACAAUCCUUUCACUUUUCAAGGGGAUUAUGGGCCAGAGAAAAAGCCUGUUAUGAAGCAUCGCUUUCCCCCUUCCUAUUCCUUUGGAUCUCGUACACCAUACAACAAGAAGGACAAUUUUCCUGGCCCUGAUACUUACACUAUGCCACCAGUGCUGGGAUCUAAGUCAGUUGGAAAGACCUCUGCACCUUGUUAUUCAAUGACAGGAAGGUCAAAGAUUGGAAGUUUUCACGAGGAUUUACAGAAGGUUUGUUAGAUUUAUUAACAGCGAAUAAGCCAGUUUCAAAUUAUUUUUAAGCUUAUACUUGACUCCAAGGCAGCGAGGUGCGCAACAAAAGAAAUCACUCUGAGAUUCAGGGUUUAAUAACAAUAUUCAUUUCUUUUUUACUUUACUUCCCUAACAUGUUGACCUUUAAAAUGCACACCUUUGUUGUUUGAUUUUCUCCUAGACCCCUGGUGCAGGCACAUACAAGGUCGUUGAUCCAAAUGUCUACAAGAACAGGAAACCCAUCUAUUCCAUGAAUGCACGUAACUUUGCUCCAGGAGACAACACAAGAAAACCAGGGCCUGGGGCUUAUUCUCCAGAAAAGGUAAAUAAAUGUUGA